UUAUCUAUGAAUGUAACUUACUUUACAUAGGGAUAUCUUCGGUUUCGUUUUUAGUUCAUCUGCGUGACAUAGGCGCGGCGAAAGAUAUCAUCGAGCGUCUUGAGAAUAUGUACACGUUGGUUGGUGUUGUGUUGGCCCUUUGCGUCUCCUACGGAGCCUGUCAGACGACAAUAGACCUCCGGCCCUACAAUGAAACCGCCAAGGCGAUGUUUGUGUCCGCUGAUCUUGAUCAUGACCAGACCUUCACUAUCGAUGAACUGCGGUAUUCUUACAAUGCGUACGAUGCUGAUGGAGAUGGUGUUGUGACCAGAACUGAGUAUACCACAUUCACGGCUCACCUGAACCCGGAAAUGUUCGACUUAACGCAUGCCCUGUACGAUAACUUUGAUGCCGACAAGGAUGAUGUACUUACUCUCUUUGAUUUCAAUGCCUUGUUCAAACUGAUGGAUAACAACGAAAAUGGGCGUGUGAGUCAGAAGGAAUACGUGCAUUGGUGGACAGUGACACUUGAAUCCCUGGACCAUCUCCACCAUCCAUUAGACUACAAUCCAAUUUGUAAACAAGGGUUUAAGUGACUCCUGCAUGAUAAAGUUAUGCGACGUUUAUCUAACGAUUGAACAUGAUACGUUCAUUA
Haliotis rufescens (red abalone) is the source of this 634-nucleotide messenger RNA. RefSeq lists its product as uncharacterized. Lineage: Eukaryota; Metazoa; Mollusca; Gastropoda; Lepetellida; Haliotidae. The coding region runs from base 108 to 575 and encodes 155 amino acids. The transcript is spliced from 5 exons. The record is from RefSeq and is a predicted model, not a curated record. Gene Ontology annotation, molecular function: calcium ion binding.